Messenger RNA from Colletotrichum godetiae, 1029 nucleotides. Its product is annotated as deoxyhypusine hydroxylase. Gene Ontology annotation, biological process: peptidyl-hypusine biosynthetic process. Lineage: Eukaryota; Fungi; Ascomycota; Sordariomycetes; Glomerellales; Glomerellaceae. Bases 1 to 1029 code for a protein of 342 amino acids. The transcript is spliced from 2 exons. The record is from RefSeq and is a predicted model, not a curated record. Gene Ontology annotation, molecular function: deoxyhypusine monooxygenase activity.
AUGUCCCCCUCCGCCGACCUCCCCGAGACGCGCGAGACGCUCGAGGCCAUCGCCGCCGCCGACCAGUCCCAGACCAUCGCCGAGCUGCGCAAGACGCUCACCUCCGAGACGACCCCCCUUCCCAUCCGCUUCCGCGCCCUCUUCUCCCUCAAGCACGUCGCCUGCAACAGCAAGGGCGCCGACAGCGAGGCCGCCAUCGAGGCCAUCGCCGCCGGCUUCGCCUCCCCCUCGGCCCUGCUUAAGCACGAGCUCGCCUACUGCCUCGGCCAGACGGCCAACCUCGUCGCCGUUCCCUACCUGCGCAAUGUCCUCACUGAUCUCCAGGAGGACCCCAUGUGCCGCCACGAGGCCGCCGAGGCCCUGGGUGCACUGGGCGACGCCGGCCAGUUGGACAUCCUGAGAGAGUACAGGGACCGCGAGGGCGAGGAUAUUUGCAUCGUUGAGACGUGCGAGAUUGCCAUCGACCGUCUCGAGUGGGAGAACUCGGAGCAGAGAAAGCUCGAGAAGUUGCGCAAGAGCGACUUCACGUCCGUAGACCCCGCACCUCCCAUGGAAGAGUCGCAGCGUACCGUACCAGAGCUCGAAAAGUCCCUCAUGGACUCGAAGCUGCCCCUUUUCGUGCGCUACCGCGCCAUGUUCGCUCUGCGCGACCUCGCGUCGCCGCCCGACCUGCCGACCGCCGUCCCCGCGGUGCUGGCCCUAGCCAAAGGCCUCGCCGACUCCUCCGCCCUCUUCCGCCACGAGAUCGCCUUCGUCUUUGGCCAACUGUCGCACCCGGCCUCUAUUCCCGCGCUGACUGAAGCGCUCAGCAACACUGAGGAGGCGAGUAUGGUGCGGCAUGAGGCCGCUGAGGCGCUGGGCAGCCUGGGGGACGAGGAGGGCGUCGAGGCGACGCUCCUCAAGUUCCUGCACGACAAGGAGAAGGUUGUGCGCGAGAGCGUCAUCGUGGCGCUGGACAUGGCCGAGUUCGAGUCAAGCGGCCAGACGGAGUAUGCGUUGAUUCCUGAGGCGGCCAAGGCGGCUGCUUGA